AUGGAAAGCGGAGGAGGAGAACCAGCCGGAGAAGCGAUCCAGGACAUGCAAACGGCGAUUUUGCAAAUCACCCAACUCUUGCAGCGGUUUGCAGUUCUCAGGCAGCCAAAUCCGGAACACACGUUGGAAGCCCUUUCUUCCAACAUCAGCGAGUUUUCUUUCAACCCAGAAAAUUGCGUCACAUUCAAGAAAUGGUUCGCACGCUAUACCGACCUUUUCGAGAGCGACGCGCAGCAUUUGGAUGAUGCAGCCAAGGUUCGGCUGUUGCUGCGAAAAUUGGACACCGCUUCCCACAGUCGGUAUUUGAAUUACAUCCUUCCAAGGCUCCCUAAGGAUGUUACGUUCAAGGACACCGUGGAAACGUUAACCAAAAUUUUCGGAGAACAAACCUCACUUUUCCGACGCCGGUUCCAGUGUCUCCAACUGGCGAAAAGCGUAAGAGACGACAUCAUAACCUACGGCGGAAAGGUAAACCGAGCGUGUGAAGAUUUCGAUUUUGCGAACCUAACAUUCGACCAGUUCAAAUGUCUGGUUUUCGUGACCGGACUGAAGGCAUCCAAGCACGCUGAUAUUCGGACCAGAUUGCUCACCCGGAUGGAAAACGAGAGACCGGACGCACCAGUGACUCUUCAAACUCUCAUCGACGAGUUCCAGCAGCUCGUUAAUCUGAAAUCAGACACCAGCUUAAUUGAGCAUCCAGCCAGCUCGAAAGCAGCAGUACACGCCAUCAGUGAGAAGAAGAGACCAUCAGAAGUCCCCAAGCCCUCGUUUAAACCGGAAGCCAAAUCUCCAAAGAUGCCGUGCUGGCAAUGCGGCCAGAUGCACUUCGUGAAGGAUUGCACAUACAGCAGCCAUCUGUUCAAAUCUUGCAACCGUGUGGGGCACAAGGAAGGGUACUGCGGAUGCUUCACCAAGACUUCAAACGCGCCUGCUGGGGAUAAUUCCAACCAAAAGGGUAAGAAGAACCAGAAGAAGAAGACCAAGUACCAAGCCAACAUCGUUCACACUGUAAACCACACCGGUAAUCUCACCCGUUUCGUCACGACAAUGAUGAACGGACGUCAAGUCACACUGCAACUCGACAGUGGAUCACCAAUCACCAUCAUCAGUGAAGAGACCUGGAAGAAGGUUGGAUCACCUGCACUCAAGCCAUCGUCCUGUGAAGCAUUUUCUGCAACCAAAGAUCCUCUGCCGCUGCUGGGGGAAUGCACCUGUCUCGUAGGAGUCAACGACGUCAUCAAGCCUGGACUAUGCCGAGUAACGUCAUUCAAGGGACUCAACCUGUUCGGCUCGGAUUGGAUGGACCUCUUCGAGAUGUGGACGAAACCAUUGUCAUCGUUCAUUAAUCAAGUGAAUCAAACCAAUUCAAAUUCCUUUUCUGGAAAACAUUUCCUCAUGCGGUUUCCCGAAGUUUUUCAGGACACUCUUGGGCAUUGCCAGAAAGCUCAAAUCAGUCUUCACCUGAAGCCAGAUGCCAGACCGAUUUUUCGACCCAAACGCCCGGUUCCAUACAACGCCAUUCCCUUGGUCGAAACCGAUCUCAAUCGUCUGCAGCAGUUGGGCAUUAUCUCACCAGUAGAUUACUCCGACUGGGCAGCUCCUAUCGGAAGCCGGGUGGCAAGGUUCGAAUUUGUGCCGACUACUCAACUGGGCUGA
Toxorhynchites rutilus septentrionalis is the source of this 1656-nucleotide messenger RNA. RefSeq lists its product as uncharacterized. Lineage: Eukaryota; Metazoa; Arthropoda; Insecta; Diptera; Culicidae. The record is from RefSeq and is a predicted model, not a curated record. Bases 1 to 1656 code for a protein of 551 amino acids. The transcript has a single exon.